Messenger RNA from Diplodia corticola, 3516 nucleotides. Its product is annotated as 3-hydroxy-3-methylglutaryl-coenzyme a reductase. The coding region runs from base 1 to 3516 and encodes 1171 amino acids. NCBI's taxonomy places the organism in Eukaryota, Fungi, Ascomycota, Dothideomycetes, Botryosphaeriales, Botryosphaeriaceae. The transcript has 4 exons. The record is from RefSeq and is a predicted model, not a curated record. Gene Ontology annotation, biological process: coenzyme A metabolic process; isoprenoid biosynthetic process; ergosterol biosynthetic process. Gene Ontology annotation, molecular function: protein binding; hydroxymethylglutaryl-CoA reductase (NADPH) activity. Gene Ontology annotation, cellular component: peroxisomal membrane; endoplasmic reticulum membrane.
AUGCUGUCGCGCCUCUUCGGCGCGAGCGAGUCCUCGAGGACGCGCCCGACCUGGUACGACCGCCAGAUCUCGCCCCUCCUCCAGGCUGUGUGUCGCCGCGCGUGCACUCACCCCAUCCACACCAUUGUCUUCACCGCGCUGCUUGCGAGUACCACCUACCUCAGCGUCAUUGAGAGCAGCCUGUUCACCGGCUCUGCUUCCGCGAGCAGCUCUCUCGGCAAGGCCGACUUCAACACUCUGUUGGCUGGCAGCAAGACCCUGAGGAUUGGGCCCGCGUCCGAGUGGACCUGGCAGGCCGACGAGGACGUCACUCUCGAUGAGACCUACGAGAAGCUCGCCCUCCUGACCCUUCUUUUCCCCGAGUCCACCCCCGCCAAUGCGCCCCAGACCGCCCCUCUGGGCAAUGCCGUCCCUAUCCCGCGCAACUCCUCGGCCGAAUUGCUCCCCAGCUCCUCCUCCGCCUUCUCUCAGAUCUCGCACGAUACCUCUCUCGCCUUUUCCAUCCCCUAUGACGAGGCCUCUGAGUUUCUGGCCGCCAUGCAGGAGCUCCCCGCUCCUAUUGGUGCUUCGGACGCACAGAAGGCCGAAGACGGCUCCGUCGAGGAGAAGAAGUGGAUCAUGAAGGCCGUCAAGAACGCCAGUAGUAGCCCCACCGAUUUGCGUCGCUGGGCUACCGAGUCCUGGACUUCUUUUCUGGACCUUCUCAAGAACGCCGAGACGCUUGACAUCGUCAUCAUGGCCCUUGGCUACCUCUCCAUGCACCUGACUUUUGUGUCGCUCUUCCUCUCGAUGAGGCGCCUGGGCUCCAACUUUUGGUUGGCUGCCACCGUCCUUUUCCAGUCCGUUUUCGCAUUCCUGUUUGGUCUGACCGUCACCUCCAAGCUCGGCGUCCCGAUCAACAUGGUUCUGCUUUCCGAGGGCCUGCCUUUCCUGGUUGUCACCAUUGGCUUUGAGAAGCCGAUUGUUCUGACCAAGGCCGUGCUUUCUGCUUCUCUGGAUGCGCGCCGGCGUCAUUCCGCCAUCGGCGAUAACACGCCGUUGACAAUCCAGUAUGCUGUUACCACCGCAGUCAAGGAAAAGGGCUUUGAAAUCGUCCGCGACUACUUUGUUGAGAUUUUGAUCCUGGUCGCAGGCGCCUUCUCGGGCGUCCAGGGCGGUCUGCGCCAGUUUUGCUUUCUCGCGGCCUGGAUUCUCUUCUUCGAUUCUCUCCUGCUCCUGACCUUCUACACUGCCAUUCUCACCAUCAAGCUCGAGAUCAACCGUAUCAAGCGCCAUGUCUCUCUGCGCAAGGCUCUUGAGGACGAUGGUGUGAGCCGCAGUGUGGCCGAGAACGUCGCUACGAACAACGACUGGCCCUCACUUAGCUCUUCCGGUACCGAGGACGGCAGUGCUGCCCACACUGACAUUCCGGGCUUUGGCAAAAAGAUGAAGGAGACCAGUGUCCCUCGCUUCAAGGUUCUUAUGGUCACGGGCUUCAUCGUCGUAAACAUUCUGAACGUCUGCACCAUUCCCUUCCGCAGUGGAUACUACAGCUCCAGCGCGUCUUCUGGACUUGCCAGUAUGGUCAACCCCGCUGCCAUGGAUCCUUUCAAGGUCGCGGGUAACGCUCUGGACACAAUUGUGACUUCCGCAAAGUCGAAGAACACUGCUGCGCUGGUUACCGUUCUUACACCCAUCAAGUACGAGCUCGAAUAUCCCUCGGUCCACUACGCCAUCCAGGAGCCUGUCUCCAGCCUUUUCGGUGGAAACUACAAGGAUCAGUUGAUGGACGGCAUGGGUGGUCGCGUGGUUGAUGGUGUGCUGAAGAGCCUUGAGGACCCCGUCCUCAGCAAGUGGAUCAUCGUUGCUCUGGCUCUUAGCUUGGCUUUCAACGGCUAUCUUUUCAACGCUGCGCGCUGGUCCAUCAAGGACCACACCCAGCCCAGCAACAUCAAGCCUCCUGAGGAGUACGAGGUCAUGGACAAGGCUCCUAGCAACGUCAGACUUGUUGAUUCUGGUGCUCCUCUUCGCCCCCUCACUCCUGCUAUCCCGCCGGCUACUAUCAGGAAAGACGACGAUUCCGAUGAUGGACUAGAGAUGAAGCCUACCGCGCACCAAGUUGACCCGUCUGGCCCCAAACGCCCUAUGCACGAGCUUGAGAUUCUUCUGAAGGAGAAGAAGGCCCCUUCAAUGACCGACGAGGAACUGAUCGAGCUUGCUGUUCGGGGCAAGAUUCCUGGUUAUGCUCUCGAAAAGACGUUGGAGAACAAGGUUCGCGCUGUGAAGAUCCGCAGAGCAGUCGUUUCCCGCACCCAUGCUACCCGUCAAACGUCUUUCCUUCUCGAAAAAUCCAAGCUGCCCUAUGAGCACUACAAUUACGACCUCGUCCACGGCGCCUGCUGUGAGAACGUCAUCGGCUAUCUUCCCCUUCCUCUUGGUGUUGCCGGUCCCCUCAACAUUGAUGGCCAGAACUACUUCCUGCCCAUGGCUACCACUGAAGGUGUCCUGGUCGCUAGUACGAGUCGCGGCUGCAAGGCCAUCAACGCCGGCGGUGGCGCUGUCACUGUUCUCACCGGCGACGGCAUGACUCGCGGUCCUUGCGUUGGCUUCGAGACUCUGGCUAGGGCUGGACAGGCCAAGGUCUGGAUUGAUUCCGAGGAGGGCCAGAAGGUCAUGAAGGCCGCCUUCAACUCCACCAGCCGUUUUGCUCGUCUCCAGUCGUUGAAGACGGCGUUGGCUGGAACCUACCUGUACAUUCGCUUCAAGACGACCACUGGCGAUGCCAUGGGUAUGAACAUGAUUUCUAAGGGUGUUGAGCACGCUCUGAGCAUCAUGAAGAACGAGGGCGGAUUCGAGGACAUGGCCAUUAUCUCUGUUUCUGGAAACUUCUGUACGGACAAGAAGCCCGCUGCUAUCAACUGGGUGGACGGACGUGGCAAGAGUGUGGUGGCGGAGGCUAUCAUCCCAGCUGAUGUGGUCAAGAACGUCUUGAAGAGCAACGUGGAUGCACUGGUUGAGCUCAACAUUGCCAAGAACCUGAUUGGAUCAGCCAUGGCUGGAAGUAUCGGUGGUUACAACGCGCACGCCGCGAACAUUGUCACCGCUAUCUUCUUGGCAACUGGACAGGACCCGGCUCAGAAUGUGGAGAGCAGCAACUGUAUUACCGUCAUGAAGAACAUGAACGGCAACCUGCACAUUUCGGUCUCCAUGCCUUCGAUCGAGGUCGGCACCAUCGGUGGUGGCACCAUCCUAGAACCUCAGAACGCCAUGCUUGAUCUGCUCGGCGUCAGGGGAGCACACCCGACCAGCCCCGGUGACAACGCCCGCCAGCUUGCUCGCAUCAUCGCUGCUGCGGUCCUGGCGGGUGAGCUCAGCUUGUGCAGUGCGCUCGCUGCAGGCCACCUCGUCCAGGCGCAUAUGAGCCACAACCGUAGCCAGGCUCCUUCUCGUUCCACUACUCCGGGGCCGGUUGGAAUCCAAACGCCCACCACUCUGGCUAUGACGAACAUCAAGGACAAGGCGGCCGGCCGCCGCUGA